UUCACUUUCAAUGAUUUAUGGUGCAAAACCUGCUGAAAAGAGCGAUCGACUGCAUAGUUGAAAUGUUAUCAACACAAAUUUGAGCGCUUUUGAAUUGAAUCAUCAUUCUUAUGUGUAGUCCUAUGUGAGCUCAGUACUUACCAAAGUUUUAAAAAUACGCCCCCUUGUGCAUUAUUGGCGUUGCUUCAAACAAAUUUCACUGAACUUGAAGAAAAUCUUAGGUAAAUUAAUUUGCAUUGAACGCGAAUAGCAAUAUGCCCGGUCGGCUGAAGAUUAUUAAAUAUAGAAACCCAACGUUGUUGGUGCAUUAUCAUUUGGCUCAUCUGAAGUAUUAUGCUUAGGUGUUCAUCAAUAUUUAUAGCUGCAUUGGAUGAAGGAUGUUUAGGAUACAGUGUGAGAUGGUGGAUAGCCAAGAUGGAGUUUCAUGGCAAGCUAAAUAGUUAAUCAUUCAAGCGAAGCUGUGAGUUUGGACAAGAAUAUUCAUUUUGUUCGUAUGGUAAAUUUAUCUACCACAAUUGACGGGACUAGGAAGGUCACAGUAAAGUUUAAAAUGGAAGAAGCAAAGCAAACAUCCCAGAAUCCUUCAAAAUCAGGCAGAAACUCCGCUGAAUCACACGAUGAUCGCGCUUUUGAUACAAUGCUUCGUUUACUCAUCAUGAUGGAGGGAGAGCUACAGACGAAAGAAACAAUAAUAGAAAUUUUAAUGGAAGGUCAAGGUAAAAAGGAUAUGCUGUUUAACAAGCUGAACAAAAUCUUGGCCGUUCGUGAAAAUGAUCCCUUCUCAGCUUUAAAAAGAGAUGGUGUUUACAGUCAGAAGAAGUGGACUGAGUUAUUCAUGAAAGAUAACGAUAGCGAUGAAGCAUUUCUAGCAGACAGCUCUCGUUACCUUUCUGCAUGUUCUUCACUUCGUGCCAUUAGCAUCGCAAGGCUACAAAAUCAACGUUACACCGAAGCUUAUGAUAUGCUGCAGAAAACUGCCAGAAAUUAUAGAAAGCUCAAAAUAAAGUACACUAAAGAGAGACGCAAAUCUGCGGAAGUACCAUCUUCAGUUGGAGCCUCGUUAUUACUUCCUCAAGCAUCUACUGUAAGUGAGGUCGAUAAAACAGCAAAUACAAAUACAGCCAACCUCAUCAAAGACGAUGAAAGGCUGAUUCACGAACAAAAGCGUUGUAAGGGUCUGGAGGAGAGAAUUGAAGCACUGACCAAUGAGAUGACAGAGGAACGACGUCAGAGGUUGUGCAUUGAACGUAAGAUGAGAGAAGAAAUUCGCAGACUUCAAAAUGAAUUGAAACUGGAACGCGAGAGCAGCAAACGAGAUCAUUGUCUGCUUCACAUUACAACCAAACAAUUUCACAAUACAUCAGUAAAUCUCAGAUAGUUUAACGUUUGCUUUGCCUAGCCAUUUUUUAACACACAGUCAUGUCAUACAUUUCAAUAAGCUUGUUAUAACUGUCUACUCUGUGAUCCAGAAGAUGUUUCUUUUAAUAUAUGAAUUUUAUAAAUAUUUAUAACAAUAUUUCCUACCAAA
Xenia sp. Carnegie-2017 is the source of this 1528-nucleotide messenger RNA. RefSeq lists its product as uncharacterized. The record is from RefSeq and is a predicted model, not a curated record. The transcript is spliced from 5 exons. Bases 494 to 1378 code for a protein of 294 amino acids. Lineage: Eukaryota; Metazoa; Cnidaria; Anthozoa; Malacalcyonacea; Xeniidae.